AUGGCUAAUGCGGAUAGUUCGGGUAAGUUUGCGGUCUGUUUUCAUUUCCAGGGCGACAAGUUUGACCUUUUCGCUCGUUCAUCAGCUGCUGGAAUGCCAUUCGUCAUCUCCACCAGCGUGAACAAAGCGGAUCCUGAAAUGCGUAAGCUGAUCAGGAGGCAUUGCAUGCUGGGGAGAAAUCGCGGAAGGAUCCUGCAUAGUAGGCGAAAGCCCAAGACGGUCGCUCCAGUCUCAGAGGCGGUCCCCAAUUCGCUUGGCUCAGAGUUAUCUUUGCUACGAUUUGCCGAUUCAGUAGAGCCGUCUACGCUAUGGGAGGUCUUGAAAUUUAUCUCGGCUUCGAAACGGAUUUUCUUCCCCUUGGAGCAAUGCUUUGAUUUCAACGUCCAGGACCGAUCGAUGUUCGAUCCGUUGACGUUCGACCCGGCAUAUCUUAAUGCCGUAAUGUUUGGAGCUCAAGCAUACAUGGACUUGGUGUCGGGUUGCUCCGGCCACCAGUCGUCAGCACACAUGGUGAAGGCAAUUCGGCUCCUUCGCGAGAGACUUUCGACUUCGGCCGCAACCGAACAGUCAUCCUCUGUUUCGAAUUCCACAAUACUGAUCGUCUUAACUCUGGCGCACGUUGCACAUUUGACCGGCGACCACGACACCGCCGAGCACCACCUGGGAGGUCUUUGCAAAAUGAUCGAGAUGCGAGGAGGCAUUGCUGUAUUCCAAGAUUUCCCUAAACUUCUCACCGAGUUAAUAAGGUGUGACAUCAGCAUUGCACUUCACAGGGGAACACCACCAGUCUUUGACUUCACUCAGCCUGUACUUGAACCUGUACAAUCUACUUUUCUCCUACAUCAACAACCACGGACCAAGCCAUAUUUUCCACCUACUCCUUGUCUGGCGGACGGUGAAUACCUCGACGUAACUGCCACCCAUCGGUGCACAAACGGUAUCACAUCAGACGAGAACCUAGCCGGGGUAUGGGCGAGUCUGAGCCACUUCUGUCAUCUGGUAAACUCAGCCGCGGACGACGGCACCAAGCUCAGCGACCGAAUCCUCUUGACCACCAUGAGCUCCGUCACGUACGCGCUUCUAAGAAUGAACCUUGCAAAACCCGACCCGGUCAACGAAGCGAUUCGUCUUGCGAUGCUCGCAUUCUGUUCACAUGUCUUCCUCGAACGGCGGGGCAUCCACCUUCCGAACGGCUACCUCUGUGAUAAAUACCGGACUUGUUUUGAGAGCCUCGACACCCACUGUCGGUCGGCGCGAGGCGCUUGUCACCUCGCGCUGUGGGUUCUCAUGAUUGGUAAAAUUGCCGUCUACGCCUCUGAUACGACAGAUGACUCUGCAUGGAUCGCGUCCAGGCUGAGAGAGCACGUUGGCUUGUUGAAUAACAAUAACAAGCGUUGCUCGUGGCCACGGCUCCGACUGACGCUCAAGUCCUUUCUGUGGAUCGACAUGCUACAUGACGCUCUCGGGAAGAUGAUCUUCGCAUCUGUCUCCUAA
This is a messenger RNA of Exophiala spinifera, 1494 nucleotides long. RefSeq lists its product as uncharacterized. The transcript is spliced from 3 exons. Bases 1 to 1494 code for a protein of 497 amino acids. The record is from RefSeq and is a predicted model, not a curated record. NCBI's taxonomy places the organism in Eukaryota, Fungi, Ascomycota, Eurotiomycetes, Chaetothyriales, Herpotrichiellaceae.